GCCCUGUGAAGGUGAGGGGCGUGUCCCGCAGAGGCGUGGCCGUCUGCCGGGAUAUCGACAAGCAGCAACGCGGGCACAACCGGAGCUGUUUGGAUUCACUGUGAGAGCGAUUGGACACCAGUCAAGUCCGAGCAUGAAAGCUUUAACGUGUCCAGAGUCUCACAGGCCGAGGAGUAUGAGGAGGGUCCCUAAACCUGUGAUGGAGAAACGAAGACGGGAGCGGAUCAAUCAAAGUCUGGAGACAUUGCGACUCCUGAUGCUGGACAACACACAGGACGAGAAACUGAAAAAUCCAAAGGUGGAGAAGGCAGAGAUCUUGGAGAGUGUCGUGAAUUUCCUGAAGAUGGAGAAAGAUCACCGUUCCACGUCCGGGGAGCAGAAACCCAAAUCUACCCACCAGCACAGCUUCCAAAACGGCAUGAGGUCCUGCCUGCUGAGGGUCAGCCGCUUCAUAGCCAGCAAGAGCCAGGAGUUGGAGGGCACCGAGGAGGUCGCGAAUCCGGCUUCUCUCCCGCUUCCCGAUCCCGAGACACACACAUCCUCAUCUGGAAACAUCCACAUGGCGCAGGCCACUUCGUCUCUCCAGAGUCUGGACCAGCAACACUGCCAGCGUACUGGCCUCCACUGUACUGGCCUCCACUGUGACACCAGGGAGCUGCUCUCCCCCGUGGCCGCCUUUACGCACAUAAGCGAUCCUGUGUGGAGACCCUGGCCUCAGUGACAUUGUAUUUUAGAAAUAUACGCCUACAGACUGUAUUCAAUUGUACAGCCCGCAUGAAAUAUUUUCCAUGAAAACUCAAUAUUUCUCCACCUCCGUGUGGUGUUUUUUCUUUAGGAUUUGCUGUUUUGCACAAGUAUAAUCUUUUUUUCUUCCUUUUUGGCUAUUUUUACGUUACCUUUUUUAUGCGGUGGUGUCCACUGGAUGUUUUUUUUUGCUGUAACAAGAAUACAGACGCGUGCGUAAAAUGCGCACACGAAUCUCAUUCUAUACGAAACUGUGAACUGAAUUCUAUUUCUUCUGUUUCUAUUUCGAAUAAAAAGCACAACUUGAUCACUGGA
Messenger RNA from Gasterosteus aculeatus aculeatus (three-spined stickleback), 1059 nucleotides. RefSeq names its product hairy-related 5 (gene her5). The record is from RefSeq and is a predicted model, not a curated record. NCBI's taxonomy places the organism in Eukaryota, Metazoa, Chordata, Actinopteri, Perciformes, Gasterosteidae. Gene Ontology annotation, molecular function: protein dimerization activity.